Sphenostylis stenocarpa is the source of this 192-nucleotide messenger RNA. The record is from the annotation of a GenBank genome assembly. Lineage: Eukaryota; Viridiplantae; Streptophyta; Magnoliopsida; Fabales; Fabaceae.
AUGCAGUGCCAAGCUGGACCAUAUGAAGAAUCAAAUUCCUGUAAGCCCAACUCAGCAAUUAGACCGUCAGGAUGUUGGACAAUAGAUAGUGCUGGCCCAGGUGUGUUAGAAAGUAAGUGGAGUGUGAAACUGUUUGAUGAACCUUCCACUGGAUUGAAGGCAAAGAAACAGAAACAAGUUAGUUCCAACUAG